Messenger RNA from Ixodes scapularis (black-legged tick), 1530 nucleotides. RefSeq names its product AP-4 complex subunit mu-1. The record is from RefSeq and is a predicted model, not a curated record. Gene Ontology annotation, cellular component: clathrin adaptor complex; cytoplasmic vesicle; trans-Golgi network. NCBI's taxonomy places the organism in Eukaryota, Metazoa, Arthropoda, Arachnida, Ixodida, Ixodidae. The transcript is spliced from 13 exons. Gene Ontology annotation, biological process: Golgi to lysosome transport; protein targeting. Bases 138 to 1496 code for a protein of 452 amino acids.
AUUUGUCUGUCCGCCGGGCCGGCCGGGCGUAGAAUGCCCCAACUAUGAACAAACUGCCUGCUCGCUACAUUAAAUCUUGGUGGAUGACACUAAACUAAGCUAGGUCGGUGAAGUGUGUUGAAGUAACCGAAGUUGUCAUGUUCAUCUACCUUGGCAUAGCGACUCCCAAGCAAGAAGUUCUGAUUCAUCGGCAGUAUAGACACGACAUCAACUUCAGAAGCUUCCAGCAGUGUGUCGACCUCGUUGUGAAAGACCAGCAGAAUGGCAGUUCACCAGUCACAACACUGGAAGAUGGCUGCAUCUUCCACAUCACCUGCGACAAGCUCCACUAUCUCCUCUGCUCAACAAAGGCUGUUGGAGACGGAUCCACCGUCUCAGCUGUUGUUGCUGUCGCAUUCUUGGAGGAAUUUCACCGUGUGAUCAAAGACUUUUGUGGUUCCGCCUCGGAAGAUGGUGUGCGGAGGAAUCUGCUCCUUUUGGAGGAAGUCAUGGCAGAGGUCAUUAACCACGGCCACAUCUACACGACUGAACUGAGCAGUCUCAGGCCAUGUGUCUACAGCGAAGCGGCUGAGAUUGCACACCCUAGAAAUGCGUCCAUGCUCUCAAGCCUGGCAUCACAAGUUCAGGAGCAAAAGGGGCUCAUGCCAAAUGCAGCGUCGGUGAGACCCGUCUUCGCACCCAGAUCUGACAGACAGCAGCACAGGCAGAGAGGUGACAUCUUUGUCGACGUCAUCGAGAAACUUUUUGCAACCAUUUCAAAGGAGGGAAAACUGCUCAACUUCCAGCUGGAUGGCACGGUCAACCUGAGGAGCUGCCUGGAGUCUCAAGUCGACGUCACUCUCGGCCUCAAUGAAAACCUGGUCCUGGCCGACUCUGCCCUCCAGGCUGCAUCCUACAGCACAGACGUCGUGCUGUCCAGUUACAUCAUUCACGACUCCGUGAACAUGGACAGCUUCAGUGAACACCGCACGCUCGUCGUCCGCUCGCCGCAAGGAGAGGUCCCUGUCCUGCGGUACCAGACGACAGACCUGCCUCACAAUGGGCUCCCCUUUACCAUCACUACAGCCGUCGAAGAGGUGUCUAAUUCAAGGGACCUGGAGCUGACUGUCAGGCUGAGGUGCGAGGGCAACCCCGCCUCGGAAGCCGUCGACACCACAGUGCAGAUUCCCGUACCAUCUAAUACUACGGGCUUGAUGAAGCGCUUCAACGAGCUUGAGCAGACGGUCGAGUUCCAGCGGGAAUCUAGGAAGCUUGUCUGGAGGAUCAAGAGGCUUCAGGCCAAAUCUGAGGCCCUGGCAAAAUUCAGACUCACAAAUGCGAACGAAGGAGGCUCGAGCAAGCUACAGCUGGGACCCAUGGCCCUGAAGUUUGAGCUGUCCAACCAGUCCAGCUCCGGCCUCAAGAUACGCUUCCUGCGGCUGAGUCGUGCCACCGACGCCCAGCGCUGGAUCCGCUACGUCACCACUUCGGACUCUUGGGUUCAGCGGCUUACGUGACGACCAAAUGUAUAAAAGGAAUGGGCUAUUUCGA